UUCCGACCAUGACCGCGGGGAGGCUGGCGGCGCUGUUUCCGGAAGUGAUGCAGCGACCCUUCAAACGGCCGCUCGAGCGCAGAGACGCGGUGAAAUGGCCGACGGUGUGGAUCACAUCGACAUCUACGCGGAUGUCGGCGAGGAGUUUAAUCAGGAAACGGAAUACCCUGGACAUGAACAGAUAGAUUUAUAUGAUGAUGUCAUUUCACCAUCUGCCAAUAAUGGAGAUGCACCAGAGGAUCGUGAUUACAUGGAUAGCAUACCACAGUCUGUUUCAGAGGAUGGUGGCAAAACUCCUAACUCAUUGGGUCCAAAUAUUGUUUAUACUUACACAGGCAAGAGAAUAGCUUUGUACAUUGGAAAUCUGACUUGGUGGACCACAGAUGAGGAUUUGACUGAAGCUCUGCAUUCAAUGGGCAUUACUGAUAUUUUGGAGAUAAAAUUUUUUGAAAAUCGAGCUAAUGGACAGUCUAAAGGGUUUGCACUUAUUUGUGUGGGAUCUGAAAGUUCAUCCAAAAAACUGAUGGAUAUGCUUCCUAAACGAGAUAUGCACGGACAGAAUCCUAUUGUUACACCCUGUAAUAAGCAGUCCCUGAGUCAAUUUGAAAUGCAGUCUCGGAAAUCCACUCAGUCUGGUCAGAUGUCUGGUGAAGGCAAGGCUGGGCCUCCAGGAGCCAACAGUCGAUUAGCAUUUUCCCAAAGUGGAAGGGGGCGGGGUCGCUUCCCACCAUCUGGCCCCGGUGGGGACAGAUUCCCAGGACCUUCUGGACCAGGAGGGCCACCUCCUUUUCCUGGUGAAUAUCAAAGACAAGGUCCACCACGGCCACCUCCAGGUCCUCCUGGUCCACCAGGCCCCCCAGGUCCGCCUCCACCUGGGCAAGGUCUUCCUCCUCCAAUGGGUGGUCCACCAAAUCGUGGUGAUCGUCCUCCACCGCCGGUUCUGUUUCCAGGACAGCCAUUUGGGCAACCACCAAUGGGACCACUCCCACCUGGUCCUCCCCCACCUGUUCCAGGCUAUGGUCCUCCUCCUGGUCCUCCCCCUCCUCAGCAAGGACCACCACCACCACCUGGCCCUUUUCCCCCACGUCCACCAGGUCCACUUGGCCCUCCUAUUAAUAUUGGUCCACCCCCACACCUUCCUGGGCCCCCUCCAGGUGCACCACCUCCAGCCCCUCAUGUAAAUCCUGCUUUCUUUCCACCACCAGCAAAUAAUGUAAUUCCUUCAUCUGACAGUCGUGGACCUCCUCCAUCAGAUCCAUAUGGACGUCCGCCACCAUAUGACCGAGGAGACUAUGGACCCGCUGGCAGAGACAUGGAUUCUUCUAGGGCUCCACUCAGUGAUGCAGAAUUUGAGGAAAUCAUGAACAGAAACAGAGCAAUUUCCAGCAGUGCAAUAUCAAGGGCCGUCUCAGAUGCUAGUGCUGGUGACUAUGGAAGUGCUAUUGAAACUCUGGUUACUGCUAUCUCUUUGAUAAAGCAGUCUAAAGUAUCUGCUGAUGACAGAUGCAAAGUUCUCAUAAGUUCACUACAAGAUUGUCUUCAUGGAAUAGAGUCAAAAUCCUAUGGCUCUGGGUCUAGAAAACGUUCUCGAGAGAGGGAUCACAGCAGAUCAAGAGAGAAAAGCCGACGCCACAAAGAACGCUCACGGAGUCGUGAUCGGCAUGACGACUAUUAUCGUGAACGAAGUAGGGAACGAGAAAGGCAUCGUGACCGUGAACGGGAUAGAGACAGAGAGCGGGACAGAGAUCGGGAGUAUCGUCAUCGUUAAAAAGCUGUCUGAAGAGAAACGUCUCCAGAUUAAAGAAACAACAAAGCUCUUCACAGAAAAGACUGCCCUUUAUCCAUCUGUUGGAAUUUCAUGGUUGAACAGGAAUUCUCAGGCUACGUGGUUAAAUGGAGCAACAGUAACGAAUAAAGCAAAUCCACUGUAAUGGUAACUGAUUGCUCGAUAUUUUCUUUUAUGUUGCUUGAUUAACCAUUUUAUUUGGACACAACCUGUGUGACUUAAAAGUUACUAAAAGCUUUGGCAAUUCUUCGUAUUCUAAGCGUUAGACGUACAUGACGUGUAAACAAUUAAAAGUCGUUAGCUUUACUGUUUUUAUAGUUCUUUCAUCUUGUUUCCAAAAUUGUUACAAAAAUGUUAAGUGUUCAAAUAAUGACUGUAAGCAGCUCAGUUUCAGUUCAUCAAAGUAGAUGUACUAUUAGUGUUGUAAUAAACUGUUAAAUGGAGCCUAUGGUUGUGUAAAUUAUGCAAGUUCUCAUUGUUUCUUGAUGUUGAAUCAUUUUGGCUGUAUGUUGUGAUAUAUUGACUUGAUAAAUUCCAACAUGUAUAAUUUUCCCAUACAUCUGGACCUUUAAUUAAUCUCCCAUUAUAGUUUUAAUAUAGAAACAUCUUAAUGUUCAUAAAAUCCAGAUGUGGUUAAUUUGGGAUAUUUUUAACAGGCGUUCACUUCAUGUUGGACAUAAAAUUCUCAGCAAUAUAAAUAUGUGACAAACACUACUUUUUGAAGAAGAAUUUUUUUUGUUUUGUAUACCAAAACAUAGUAUUUUGAACUUGAAAUUUUAAUUUUAGUGAAAGGACUUGUCCUGUAUUAUGUUUUUAUAUGCCUCUGUUACCUCGUUUGAGGAGAGGAAUGGUUGUAUUUUAAUGCAGACUUAUUUAUUUGGGACUACCAAAUACUAAGAUUUUUACCUAAUUGAACACAGUAGUAGACAAUCUGAAUACAGUUAGUAUAUAGACCAGAUUCUUUUUUUCUUGUAAUUGAAAUUGAAAUCGCUGUACUUGUUUUCAUUUUGUCUUAAGUUUGAAUUUAAAAACCACCAAAAUCUCUACACACUGCAUUUUACAUUUUUCUGUGAAUGGGUUUCUCACUUUCAGUAGAAGAUGCAGUAAAUGUUUGGUAUUUUUCUGUAGAACUAGUUUUCUGAAAAUUAGCUGAAAAGGUAUCCAAAUGCAUUUACUUGGUUUAAGGGCAGUAUGUGUAGAUUAACUUUUGAUGGUUUUAAUGUUCCUGUACAUAUUCAGAACAAAGUGAGGAUAACAGCUUUGUCUGUAUAUUAGCACUAUUUUUGCACUGAAAAUUCAUAAAUGUCAAAUGUGUGAAAGGCAAGUAUUUGGCGAAAUACAAAAAUGUUUGAGCUGUUUUGAAGAAAGAUUUGGGGCUGAGGUGUGAUCAGUCAAAGUACUUGUCAGUUGAAAGAUGGUACAUCAAGAGUUUCGAAAGUGAUGCAAUAAAAACACAAUUUAAUGGGUGACAACUAGUUCCAACAGUUAAUGGUAUUAGACUUUCCACUUGAGGCCCCUUUUAAGUUAUGGUAUUCAAUGAAAUUUGGGACGGCUCAAUUUUUUUGAGAAUUUCUUCAUUUCCCCGAGGGAAUAAUUCUUAGAUUGUGUUCUUAGAUUUCAGUUCAAAAUGAAAUAUGAACUUGGAUGUAUUCUCUGCCUUCCUUGGGCCAAUAAUAGACAGUAUUGAUAACUUCUGUGGAAGAGCUUGUUCCCCUUGCUCAGCUCCAACAGAUAAAUUUACAAGGCAGAAGUAGGACCUUUAAAUUUGUUUCUUCACUGUCUGACAGUGUUUGGAAGAUAUGUAGCUGAAGAUUUAUUCUCACUUUAACCCUAACUUUUCAGCAUUCAAUCUUUUAAAAUUCUUCCCUGUAGUAAAGAGUUUUGUAAGUUAAGUACAGUUCCACAAAUAAGGUUUCCUUUCCCAAUGCAACACCCUAGGGUGUGUUCCUUUUCUGGUUAAGGUGACUUCAUUUUGGGUAGGAUGGGUGGUAAAGCAUGGUAUUUAAUGGCGGUGCUGCAAGAGGUGUGAUGAAAUGGAAGUAGGAGUUGACAUUCAUUAUUUAACAAGUGUUCAUUGUCUUGUAUAAUUACACUGUGCAAAUUUUUAAUAUAGAAGUCAGUGUCUACCAUAUUUUGUAUUCAAAGAAAGAUGGUAACUUUUGUUUAAUUGCGAUGCAUUUGAUCUGAACUAGAAUUCAACAAAAGUAUGUUAAUAGUUGCAAAAGUAGAUCAUGUGCAUCAUGAAAUAGCUUUAUUAAGAAACGUGAUAUGUUUUUUUUGGUGGGAUGUUGUAAAAAGUUUUUUUUGAGAGGAAGAAGUAAGGGAGCUAUAUGAAUGUUAACCUUUCUAACACAACAAGCUGUUACCAGGAAACCAGGCUGCAAAAAUAAGAUUUUCAACUCUACAGGUAUGACAUUUACAAUUAAUAUUUGUGAUUUACCAAAAAUUAUCCUUAAAGCACGUGUCAAAAAGUAAGGCUCAGGUAAGUAAAAUAAUUUUCUAAAAAAAAUUAAAUAUGGAUAUUUUACUUAUCUGCUUCUAAUCAUUGACAAAGCACUUCUGUUAAAUUUUUAAUGCAGUUUUAUAAUAAAGGGCUUUUUAUAUAAAAUUGUGUUUUUAUUUAAAUGGUGUUUGAAUAAUUUACAAAUAUGUUCAAAUGUUGACAUCUAAUUUUAAAUGAAUAUUUCUUUGCAAUGUUUUGCACCAUAUAAACGCAAUAGUUUUUAUUUAGAGUUAUCAGAAGUAUAUUUCUGGUGUCUAAUCUAAAUCUGAAAUAUUUCUCUUACAUAAUUGGGCUUUCACCAAGAUAAUACUCACUGGGAGUUUGGUUUUCUCAGUGUCAUAUCAGAGUAAAUUACAUGCAUUUGAACUCGAUGAACUGAGUGCAUUAAUAGUUCACCUUUCCUGAAUAUAGGCAAAACCUAAGUAGUUUAGCAGUGAAAUUUUCUAGAGCUGUUCUUUUAAUGAUGGGGCUACAAUAGUACAAUUCUGAAUAGGAAGCACUAUGGCUAAUGUAGGUAUCAUUAAUUCCUCAGAUAUCCUUCUAUUAUGAACUUGUGAACUUUGAGUUUGUUGAUUACCUGACCUUGAAGAAUAGCAAAACAAAGGUUCUGCAGACUUCAGCUUGUCCUGGGGGCUUUUUUUUGAGUUGGAUGUGUUGGUGGCUGCUACUUUUGGCAAAUUAAUGGAUAACUCAAGUUUUACUAAAAGAAAAAUACAAUAAAGAAAAACUAUCAAGUAGUACUUUGUUGCUUCAGUCAAACUAUACCUUUUAACCAUAAUGAAUUGUUAGGUUAAAUAUAAUCAGUGUCAAUGAGAAAAAUAGCUGAAUGAACCUCCUGUUAUCUUUUGGGUAUAGAUUUUUGGUGAUACAUUGAAGAAUUCUGCCUAUUCUCAUUCCAGAGAAGAGAAAUCCACUAUAAUUUGUCAUUUUAACAAGUUUUAGAAUCUGGCAUUUUCUGCUUUAAUGCCCUUUUUUUGGGGUGGGGGAGUAACCCUAUUUAAAAUUCCUUGAAUAUAGGCAGUUUUAAUUUCAUACAUCAUUAAAUCUUGCAACCCAAUAUUAUGCAGUUGUCAUACAAGGCAUUUUGUAUGUGUUUAACAGAGCUUAGCCUUGACCAUUAUUUUAAUAGAUCAGCUUUGAAGUUCAGCAAGGGCGUUUUUUUUUACUGUUUAUUCAUUUCAAUAGAAAUGCCUGCAGUGACAACACAAAAUGCUGGAGAGACUUGGGUCAGGCAGCAUUUAUUGAAAUGAAUAAACAGUCAACCCUUCAUCAGGUUUGGCAGUCAUUUGCUUUUGGAGUAAAAAUUGCUACUACAGAUACAUCUUCCAAAUUCCAGAUACAUCUGAACUAAUUAUGAACACUUUAAAAUGUGUUUAUAAUUGUAAUACAUCACUACAGCAACAAAUCUAAAGGUAACUCAACCAAUAUUAAUUCAUGCCCAAAUUCAGAAAAUUAUGUGGAAUGUGUAACAUUUAUUUGGUAAUUGCAAACUUGUCAGGAUAUUUGUUGAAGUGAGGCAUGAUGUAAUUUUUCACAAAUAGUGAUGUCAUGAUUAGCCAUCAUGGCUAAUUAUUAAUUAGUAUAUGGAUGGCCGCAAAUUUACUUAACUAGUAAGAGCUCUAGAAGAUUAUAAGGUGGCUAGGAAGGAGCUUAAGAAUGGAAAUAGGAGAGAUGGGGUGCCAUGAGAAGGCCUUGAUGAGCAGGAUUAAGGAAAACCCCCAAGGCACUUUACAAGUAUGUGAAGAGCAAGAGGAUGAACUGUGUGAAAAUAGGACCAAUCAGGUGUGAUAGUGGAAACCUGUGCAUGGAGUUGGAAGUGGUGGAGGUACUUAAUGAAUACUGAAGUAUUCACCAGGGGAAAAGACCUUGGCAAUUGUGGGGAUGACCUGCAGUGGACUGAAACGCUUGGGUAUAAAGACAUUAAGAAAGAGGAUAUGCUGGAGCUUUUGAAAAGCAGUAAGUUAGAUAAUUCUCUAGGAACGAAACCCUGGGCUAUUGUGGAAAGCGAGAGAGGAGAUUGCUGAGCCUGUUGGGUUAGUAAGUUUGCUGAUGACAAAGGUUGGGGUGUUGUGGAUUGUCUGGAGGGUUGUUAGAGGUUAUAGCAAGACAUUGAUAGGAUGCAGAACUGGACUGAGAUGUGGCAGAUGGUCUUCAACCCAGAUAAAUGUGAAGUGGUUCAUAUUGGUAGCUCAAAUUUGAAGACAAUAUAAAAUGGAUGGUAGGACUCUUGGCAGUGUGGAGGAUUUGAGGGAUCUUGUGGUCUGUGUCCAUGGGACACUGCAGGUUGACCAUGUUAUUAAGAAGGCAUAUGGUGCGUUGGCAUUCAUCAACCAUGGGAUUGAGUUCAAGAGCUGCGAGGUAAUGUUACAGCCAUAUAAGACCUUUGUCAGAGCCCACUUGGAGAACUGUGUUCAGUUCUGGUCACCCCACUACAAGAAGGGUGUGGAUACUAUAGAGAGAGUGCUGAAGAAAUUUACAAGGAUGUUACCUGGAUUGGGGAGCAUGCCUUAUGAGAAUAGGUUGAGUGAACUCAGCCCUUUCUCCUUGGAGCAACGGAGGAUGAGGGUGACAUGAUAGAGGAACAUUGAUUGUGUGGAUAGCCGGAGGCUUUUUCCCAGGGUUGAAAUGGCUAACACAAGGGGGCAUAGUUCUAAGGUGCUUGGAACUAGGUACAGAGAUGUCAGGGGUAAGUGUUCUUUUUACACAGACAGUGGUGAGUGAAUGGAAUGGGCUGCCGGUGACAGUGGUGGAUAAUAGGGUCUUUUAAGAACUUCUUAGAUAGGUACAUGGAGCUUAGAAAAAUAGAGGGCUAUGCUGUAGGGAAAUUCUAGGUGGUUUCCAGAACAGGUUAUGUGGUCAGCAUAACGUGCUGUAGACUUCUAUGUUCUAUGAGACACCUGUCAGAAUUAAGAUUGUGUAUUUGCCUCUGCCUUGAAUAACCUCUCCAGGAUCUUUCAAUCCAUUUGAUAAGUGUUUUUUCAAUUGGUUGAAAGUGUACCACCUUGCGUAAAACCUUUAGAAUUCAUGGCCCAAUGGAUGUUUGUCAAUGCACUUACCAGCAUGAAUCAUGAGAAGGAUAUAUUACGGAAAGUGUGUCUUAAGAAAUCAUUCUGAACCAAUAACAUUGGGUGCAUCACUAUCAUAAAGUUGCAGACAAUUCUGAUUUUAUCCAUACUUGGUGAAAGUGCUCUCUACAUUAGAAUUAUGCCAAAUUUAACUUAUAAACAAUAGGUGCAGAAGUAGACCAUUCGGCCCUUUGAGCCUGCACUGCCAUUCUGAGAUCAUGGCUGAUCAUCUACUAUCAAUACCUGGUACCUGCCUUGUCCCCAUAUCCCUUGAUUCCCCUAUCCAUAAGAUACCUAUCUAGCUCCUUCUUGAAAGCAUCCAGAGAAUUGGCCUCCACUGCUUUCCGAGGCAGUGCAUUCCAGACCCCCACAACUCUCUGGGAGAAGAAGUUUUUCCUUAACUCUGUCCUAAAUGACCUACCCCUUAUUCUCAAACCAUGUCCUCUGAUACUGGACUCUCCCACUAUCUGGAACAUAUUUCCUGCCUCUAUCUUGUCCAAUCCCUUAAUAAUCUUAUAUGUUGCAAUCAGAUCCCCUCUCAAUCUCCAUAAUUCCGGCGUGUACAAGCCCAGUCUCUCUAACCUCUCUGCGUAAGACAGUCCGGACAUCCCAGGAAUUAGCCUUGUGAAUCUACGCUGCACUUCCUCUACAGCCUGGAUGUCCUUUCUUAACCCUGGAGACCAAAACUGUGCACAAUACUUAAGGUGUGGUCUCACCAGGGCCCUGUACAAAUGCAAAAGGAUUUCUUUGCUCUUGUACUCAAUUCCCUUUGUAAUGAAGGCCAACAUUCCAUUAGCCUUCUUCACUACUUGCUGUACUUGCUCAUUCACCUUCAUUGACUGAUGAAGAAGGACUCCUAGAUCUCUUUGUAUUUCUCCCUUACCUAACUCUACACCAUUCAGAUAAUAAUCUGCCUUCCUGUUCUUACUCCCAAAGAGGAUAACCUCACACUUAUUCACAUUAAACGUUAUCUGCCCACUCACCCAGCCUAUCCAAGUCACCCUGAAUUCUCCUAACAUCCUCAUCACAUGUCACACUGCCACCCAGCUUAGUAUCAUCAGCAAACUUGCUGAUGUUAUUCUCAAUGCCUUCAUCUAAAUCGUUGAUGUUAUUACAUUAAUACUUGAGUAAUUUUGGCAACUGUUUAAGAUCUAUUGAAAUUUUUUUUACUAUCUUGCAAGAAUAGUGAUUAUAGUAAAAAUUAAUUUGUACUAAUAGUUUGUGAGGUUUCAAUUAUUUUAAUCUUGUUUUGUAACUCAAUUUAUAGAAUUCAACUAUGGGUUCACUUUAAACACUGAAGAAAGUCAGUUUUUACACUAACUUUUGUGCAGUUGCAGGCAACUGGUACCAUGCAGCUGUUUAUGGAGAGUUACACACAAUCUUCAAGAGUUGCUGCUGCUGCUGUAAGUAUUGAAGUUUCAGUGGUUUUAAUAUAAGCUGCAUUAUUAAAAAGCAGAAUGUGGAAAAAUUAGUUUACAUUUAUUUAAGUUGAAGUGAUACCCUGAAUAUAAUGUUUGUCUCAACUCAAUUAAAAUAAAGCUUUCAUGCAAUGUCAAAGUUUUUUUGUAUGUUUAAAUUGGCACAAUUCGCUAUAUGCACUGAAGAGUGCGCAUGGAGUUGGUCAUCCCAGUGAGUAUAGAAGAUGAUAAAAAUGCAAUAGGAGCAUGAAAAUCAAAACUUCAGGUCACCCAUUCACUGAGUUAUGUCAACAACAUUUAACGCACCAAACUAUUUAAACAUCAAAUCACUUGGUAUGCCCUUGUCCUUUGUCCCUGUGGCUGGUAAUUCUUAGUCUGCAAUGAACUUUGUCAUUUUUUAUCUGCUAUUGAACCUGUUGCAGAUACUUUUGUAAUCAUUUACUGUAUGUUUUUGGUAAGAACUGGGCUAGUUCAUUCUUCAAAAUGUGCUUUCAAAUUAAUCCUUAGAGAUGCUUUGCAACAAUGUACACUAGUUUUUUUUAAUUAAGUUUCUCUGUAUCUAAAAGGAAAAAAAGCUAUUUCUGAAAAUCUGAAGUAAAAUAUUAAGUUGUUUCUCAAAUCAGUGCCACUUCUCAACCCAGGUGAUCCUCACUUUGAAGUUUGGAUGUAAGAAAAGUACAAACAACUGCUUUCAGUUCUUAUCCAUAGGGGGAUAAAACUUGCUUUGGGGGACUAUUUAUGAAAAUGUUGCUGAUGUAAUCAGUUUUGUAUACUGUAGUUACUAGAUUGAAUAUGUUCUGUGAAAGAUGCACUGAACUUUUGUGAAGACACUGUACUACAGAUGUUUACUAUUUGGAGUUUUGAACUUUAAAACAUUCCACAUUUUUAAAAGUUCAGUAUUCUCGAGCAGCAGCAUGGACUCCUAAAUGCAGCAACUGUCAGCGUAAUUAUCAAGAGUAGUCAGCCUAUUGGACAGAAACUCAUUUAAACUUCACCUAUCUGAUGAUAAUUUUGCUCCCCAGUGCUUAACAGAAUUAUUAAAAAUCAAGAAUUAUUGCUAGAUGAGAUUUUGUGAACUUUAAGUCUGUAUAUUCUAUCCACAUUUUCUUUUUCAGGUGCAUUUACAGGAGUGUAGCUUUUUAUAAAAAUAUAUAUAUAUAAUUAAACAAAAUAAACUCUUCCUUGUUGAUGUUCA
This is a messenger RNA of Hypanus sabinus (Atlantic stingray), 9967 nucleotides long. It is a transcript of the gene cpsf6, whose product is annotated as cleavage and polyadenylation specific factor 6. Gene Ontology annotation, biological process: mRNA alternative polyadenylation. Lineage: Eukaryota; Metazoa; Chordata; Chondrichthyes; Myliobatiformes; Dasyatidae. The transcript is spliced from 10 exons. Gene Ontology annotation, molecular function: mRNA binding. The record is from RefSeq and is a predicted model, not a curated record. Gene Ontology annotation, cellular component: mRNA cleavage and polyadenylation specificity factor complex. Bases 95 to 1768 code for a protein of 557 amino acids.